CAAGACUGUAUAAUAGUGAUCAGCACAAAAAUGUUCUCUGAAAAUUUCUAAGGAAUAGAGACUUUCACAAUACAAUGAGGUAUUAAUAAAAUAAGUUUACAAAACUAAGAAUUAGAGCUACAGAGAAGACUAAAUUACAGAAUGCUUGCUGAAAAAUUUUAUUAAGGAAACACAGCCUUCUACCAAGUUUUCCUCAUUUUAAGAAUAGUAUUUUCACUUAGGUUAGGUAAAGGAAAAGUUUGACUGUCUACAGGGAACAGCCUAUGAGUCGCCUGGCAGCGGAAGGAAAUCCCUGAGACGCACAUACAUGUGCUAUCGCAAGUGGAAAAAGAGGUAGGCAGGAGUUCCCUCCCUGAUGUAUCUGCCUGACUCUGAUGGUUAUGCAAAAGCAAAUACCAGGCUUUGAGCUCAUCUGCCCGGGCUGUUUUAAUCCUUUAGCACAUUUCAGUUGGAUCUUUUCAUUGAUAAUAGUUAAACGUACUGCUAGUGGCAUGCUUUCUUCUAUGCCUAAUGCCACAGACCUGACAUUACAGCAAAUACUGUUCUGGCAAUAUCCCCCCUGCUGCACUCGGGGACCUGGGCAGAGAUGGAUUGCUGCUGUUGAAAACUGCUCGCUAACACUUGUGUUCCAGCUCUAAUAUCUCUCCACUGGGCAAAAUUAUAGCAGCUGCUUUUCUGUUACUGAUAGAAAGAGACAUUCAAUAAAAAACAGUAGUACCCUGCUUCUUUCUUGAGACUUUCUUUUCAGGCUGUGCUUAGAAAAUGAAGUAUUUGGGGUAUUUUUCAGUUUCUGCAUUGUCCCUAACACCUCUCUUACACCCCAUGUUCUGUUCUCCCAAGUCUGUAAUCUCCUUCUAGGAGUUCCCAAUGCAGACUCUGGUUUUCCUUAUGGGAGAAAACAUUUACAAAAAAAAAAAAAAAAAAAAAGGCAGUUUGGCCAAAAUCAGUUCAAGAAAUCCCAAAAGUUCAAUGUCAGCAUGCCUUAGUUUGACUCAGACUGCAUUCUUCAAGAUUGAUCCCAACAGGCACACUUGCCCUGGGUGAAGAGUCCCCCUGAAAGGUUAAAAUUCCUGCAACAGGUAGGCAGAAAGAGAUAAGGCAGCAGAUAACAGGGAACUUCGUGGCAUUUCCUGCAGCCCCCCCUCCCGUAGGACCUGGCUUUGGUCCAUUCAAAGAGUUUGAUGUACUUAAUCCCACCCACAUGUGGCUCACUCGGACAACUUGCGACUUGUACUACCCAGCACCUAAACACGGGCGUUUAGUUUCACAUAUACAAAUAAUAAAAGUAGCAGAAAUACAGAUAUAAAUAUACAUCAUACGAAAUCCAUAAAACAUUAAACCACGUUAAAAUAUUAAAAUAUACGGAAGUGUAUCGCAUAUAUAACGUAUGUGUGUACAUAGGCAGGUAUGCAUGUAUAAUUUCCAGGAGGUUGUGUUCGGCUGGACCUGGCAGGCUCCGAGGAAAGCCGGACCGGGGGGCUCCAGCCCCGGCCGGGACCCCGCGGGGCAGGUGAGCGGGGGGGCGGUGAGUGCGGGGAGCAGCCCGGCCCUCAAGGAGUUACGGAGCACGAUUACUUCAUGUUCCCACCGGCUGCUUUCGGCCGCCCCCCCGGCCCGUUUCACAAUCCCAGCUCUCGAGCAGCCCUGUCAAGCCCGGCGCGCUGAGAGAGCACACACCCCCCGUGUGCUUCAUGCCGGAUUUUCCCAAGGCCAUGAAUAAUCUCGAAGCCCCCUCAAUAAAUACUCGUUCAGAGAUGCCCGGAGCUCAUUCAACCCGCCAGCCUCGCCGACGACAAGGGGCCAGGGCCGGAGCCGAGAAGAAGCCGCACCAUGAAGUUUCACCGGGACUGUGGCUGCGACCGUGCCCGCGCCGCCCGCCGCCGGCCGCCCGCCCUCCGCGCCGCGCUGCUGCUGCCGCCGCCGCUGCUACUGCUGCUGCUGGUGCCGCGGGCCGCUGCCGCCCCGCUGCCCAACGCAGACUCCUCGGGGGAGGCCGAGCUGGACGAGGCGACGGGGCGGCGGGCGGCGCUGCCCGACAGCCUGCGGCUGGCGCGGCUGCUGCACGCCCGGGCGGCACAGCUGCAGGACGAGAUGUGCGAGAAGUUAGCCGUCUGCCAGAACAGCGUGGAAAUGCUCCUCCAAAACAACCUCAACCUCCCCAAGGUGACGGAGGAAGAUGGGUGUCUGCUCGCCGGAUUUAAUGAGGAUAAAUGCUUGAGAAAAAUCUCCAGCGGGCUUUAUACAUUUCAGACAUACCUCAAAUACAUACAAGAAACUUUUACCAGUGAAAACCAAAAUGUUGAAUCGCUAUCCUAUAGCGCAGAGCACCUGGCACAUACCAUAAGACAGAUGGUGAUCAAUCCCGAAGAAGUGAUCAUCCCAGAUGCAGCUACCCAGGAAUCUCUCCACACAAAGCUGAAGUCCACUAAGGCCUGGACAGAGAAAAUCACCAUCCACCUCAUCCUCCGAGAUUUUACUUCAUUUAUGGAGAAGACAGUGAGGGCUGUGCGCUAUUUGAAAAACACCAGGAGUUUCAGUGUUUGA
Messenger RNA from Serinus canaria (Common canary), 2544 nucleotides. It is a transcript of the gene IL6, whose product is annotated as interleukin 6. The record is from RefSeq and is a predicted model, not a curated record. Gene Ontology annotation, biological process: positive regulation of cell population proliferation; T-helper 17 cell lineage commitment; immune response. The transcript is spliced from 4 exons. The coding region runs from base 1831 to 2544 and encodes 237 amino acids. Gene Ontology annotation, cellular component: extracellular region. Gene Ontology annotation, molecular function: cytokine activity; interleukin-6 receptor binding; growth factor activity. NCBI's taxonomy places the organism in Eukaryota, Metazoa, Chordata, Aves, Passeriformes, Fringillidae.